AUGGAUCCCAAGCUUUCGUUUAGUUGGAAUAGCAAGUUGCAAACAAAUACUUUCGCUCCUCAGCAAACAAGUGUCCUAGCCCCUGAAGCUGCUCCGUAUAAUCGAAUCGAAACUGAAGAAGAAAUUGAAGUAAAGCGAGUUUCUUUAUUUGUUGACAUCCUUCACUAUGAAUUCAAAAAGCAUCGAGGUUAUAAAGCAGCUGAUUGAAGAUCAUUAUAUGAGUACUAUUUAAAAAACAUCGUAAAUUCCCAGUUUUAUUCAUCAAGAAAAGAAAAGUCUUUAGUGAACAUGAAAAGUUUUUUCACAGAAGGGAUGCUUACCAAAGAAACUCAAGCUAGACUUUAUGGAGGAGAACCGUGGUUCCCAAACUAUGUAGAAAAUGAAAGAGAUCAGACACUUGAUUGGCUUCAAACAUUGAACCCAGAAGAUGUAGAAUAUACCCUCUGGUCUUUUUAUGAAGGCGAUAUAUUGAAAAAGCGACUAGAACUUGAGAAAGUUAAGGCAGAAGAAAAGAUGAGACUGAAGAUGAGCAAAAUGAGAAAAAAAAAUUUAAAUCCUCAGAAAAUCGAAUUUUCUAUUAUCGAAUUGUUAUUGAAAAAUUUUAAAAAGAAAAAUGGAUUUAGCUCGAAAAAUGUAACAAUAUUAGUGCGUUUCUUCAGAAAAUUUAGAGGAGCUGAAGAGCUUUAUAGCAAUAUAGAUGAAGAUGAUAUUGAAUUCACCCUUAUAGAGUAUUUCAAAGUCAAAGAAGAGGAAAAAACAAGCACAAGACUUGAUAAUAUCGGAGCUGUUUUUACCCAAAAAAAGCCGCCAACAAAGAAAAAGCGAAAACUUCCUUCAAGAUCCUUUAAAAUUACUGCUGAUUCUUUGCCAAUAAAGCAGCCUGUCGCUUUGGCUUCUACAAAUAUCAACACUUCUCAAUCUCUCCAAUUGCCUCCACAGGAUUUUCUGAUAAAAAAAUAUGACGAGCUAAAUUCUAUAUUAAAGCUUAUAGAAAAGCAUAAAGAACAGAAGCAGUCUUAUACAAAUGAGCCUGAAGUAUUAUUUAUUUUUUAUAAAGAAAUUCCAAAAGAGCGCCCCAAAUCCGAGACAAAUGACAAAGAGCUCAAUAAAAGAGACAAGACAAUUUACCAAGAAGACUUUAAGUUUCCUCAAGAGCCAAAAGAAGUAGAAAUUUUAUUGAAUAGAUUUUUCUCAAGAAAUGUUAUGAUUACAAGAAUUAUGGCUCUUUAUAAAAUUUUCUAUGGGUAUUAUACAAAUAAUGGAAGAACCUUAUUUGAUUUCUGGUGCAGUAUUGAAAAAGAUGAUAAAUAUCGCUCAGGAAUUUACAACAGUAAAAGUGAAGAAAUUUUGUCAUUUAUUACAUCAUUUUUUGAAAAUCAAGAAAAUCUAAAAAAAGAAGAAGAAGAAAUGAGGAAGUUGAAAGAAAAUGAAAAUAUUUUGAAGCAUAAGCAGAAGUAUGCAAAUAUCAAAAGAGAAGGGUUAUAUCAGAAGGAUGAAAAAAGAUGGAGGCUAGGCAAAAAUAUCCUUGAAAUGGCUAAAAAAUUCCCAUUAGAUCCAGUUCUCAAAAAAAUGCUAAAAGUAGAGCUGCAAUUUAACCCUUACUUAAAAUAUGAUUUAGAAUACGACACUGCCAAUCUUCAAGACGAAAAUGCAAGAAAAGCUCGUCUCCGAAACCUUUCUUCACCAAAACGAAAAGACAUGAGAAGUCAGGAUGAAAUCAUGAGACAAGCUUGGGAAAAAUCAAAAAUUCUUGAAAGGCAAGAAAACGAAAGUAAAAUGGCUGAAAUGAGAAUGCUGAAUUUGCAGGAAAAAGAAAUGUUUAAAUCCACACAAGAGCUCGUAAAACAGUACCUAAACAAGCGAGCGACUCAAAAAAUCUCAAUUUCUACCCAACUCGGCGUUAGCUAUGCAUUAUUAAAAACCCAAUUUCCAUUGGCUGUCAAAAAGCAUUUCCCGUUCUAUAAUUAUGGCAGUGUAAAAAAUUCCAAAGGUCAAGAGACCUUUAAAAAAGCCUACCCGCUUAAAUGGAAGCAUUAUUUCUUCUCUCUUGUGAAAUCUUAUUUAAAGACGUCUGAAGGGCUAAUUUUACUAAAAAAUCUUCCAUGCAAUUUUUGGACGCCACCUUCUGCUGAUAAAUGCACAAUUCAUACAAUGAGCUGCCCUCCUAACUGUGAAUAUGCAACAUGAAACAAAAAAGCAUUGCAACAGACUAUUAAAGAAGAUAAAUAUGUACUAAAUUGGCAUGAAAAACUUAGACCUUGGGCCAGACCUGACACUUUAAAUAAAAGAGAACAGAUUUUUAUGAGCUACGCUGAUGCUAGAGAAUGCACAUUUGAGCCAAAAACAGGGUCGAAGGUCCCUAAAAAGCAUUUAGAUUUGGCAAUGAAGACUUUUGGGGAGCUGAGAAAUACAAUUCAGCCGGGAGAAGCUCCAAAUUUCGCUAUGUGGGUUAACAGAAUGGGAAAGAAUUUCCGAUCUAGAGAGCCAUUGAUAUUUAAAACUGGGAUCUACAAACAAGCUAAAGCUCUUUUCCAUCAAGGUGCUCCAGAAGCUGCAAAAAAGAAACUAGUCGAUAACUUCAAUAUCCCAUGCAUUUUAGAUCAUUGGGAACCUGGAAAAAAUCGACCUACCAUGAAUGAGAAGCCUCCAGAAGAAUUCAACAAUCCAGAAGCCCUAGAAUUGAUGGAAAACGUUUACAACCUAUUCUGCGCUAUAAGAGAACUUAAAAGAGAUUUAAGAAGACAAAUAGAUAAACUCAAAAAAGAAGACGCAAGGGAGCUUAAAACCUUCAUGUGCCCUUGCAAAGAUGAAAAUUGCCCCGGAGACGUACGUCCUAGAUGGAGCAAUACUGAUAUCCCUACAAAUGUUCCUCUAGGCAAAAAUUGUUCCUUGGCUCAUCAUACCUUUGAAUUAAGGUUUUCACAAGAAGAAAAAGCUAGAAGGAAGGCUAGAUCAAAAGCCAUUGAAGUUUUAUCAAAACUUAUACAAGAAUACAAGCCAAAGCCAGCAUGGAAACCUGAUGGAUCUCUAACUGACUGUCCGAGAUGCAAGCAAACCUUUAUUUAUAAGCCUGAAGUCGAGCAUAAAGGUAUCACAAAAAUUGAAGAUUUUAGUAGGUCGCUUGGCUGUUUCUGUAAUAAAUGUGCAUUAGAGCAAAGACUAAAGAUGAAACAGUCAAAUUUCUUGCAGAGGUCUAAAAUUACUAACGAGAAAUUCCAUCCAGAUCCAAAUAGGCUGGAUAAAGCGUUGCUAUACUCGAAGAAAUUAGGGAUUUAUAGAAAAGCAAUAACACUAUUUACAAAUAGCAGAACGGUAGCAGCAUUUAAUGCGAUCUCUGAGGCAUUGAGAAUAGUGAGAACUGAAAGAGAUGAAGAAAAUAAAGCAAUUGAAAGCAAAACGAAUAAGCUGAAGACAAAAAUUGGGCUGGAUCCGAAUUUUUCGUUGAAUGAUACAGACGAAUUUGGAAGAACUCAGCAGUCAUUGCAGAAUGAUAAUACAAAUGCUCAGAACUUACAAAAAAUUGAAUUAUUUAUACCAUUUUACUUUAAAACACUAUAUUAUUUUAUUGCAUUCAUUUUUUUAAAAAUCAAUACAAAACAAUAUAAAAACAACUACAGAAAAAUUGCAUGUAGGCAAUGCAAACCACUUCAUGAACCAUCAAAUUGAGCUUCUUUACCUAAAAAUUGAAGAAAAACUUAUGAAAGAGCAUCAGUAUAUUGAAGAUUUAAGAGAAAAAGCAGAAAAACUAGAAGAUGUGGAGCAAGGAGAAGAAAGGAAUGCCAAAACAACCAGCUACUUAAUGAGGCCAAAUAAAAUUGAAAUGUGCCCAUUUAUUAAAAAUAAGAAGAAAUGCCCUAAUAAAGACUGCCAAUAUGCUCAUAGUGCAAUUGAGCUUGAUUUAGUUCCAAAGCAUAAGGUAGCAGAAAACCUUUAUCAGACAUCGGAAGCCCUUGAAACAAGACUUAAAAAAGAUGAAAGGCCGCCUGAUUGGAAACCUUGGAAAGAGCAUAGAGAUAUCAUGCCAAAUCCAGAUAAACCUGCAGAAAAAGACAUCACUUCUGAUAAAGUUUUAGGAAAAUUGCCUUUCGAACGAAACUAUUAA
Blepharisma stoltei is the source of this 4102-nucleotide messenger RNA. Lineage: Eukaryota; Ciliophora; Heterotrichea; Heterotrichida; Blepharismidae. The record is from the annotation of a GenBank genome assembly.